AUGAGUGACGAAGAACGGUAUAGCUUGAUGCAAGGAAUUGGCUGGAUUGGCUUACCAACUUGGUUGCCAUCACCUUUACCAGCAAUUCCCAAGAUUGGAUACUACAUGGGCAACACACCGCCGAUUCCUCGUCUGGGUGUGCCACCUCUGAAACUACACGAUGCGGGGAAUGGUUUCCGGAAUAUGCCGGAACCACUAGGGGCAUCUGGAUCCACUAUCAUGUGGCCCUGCUCAUUGGCAUUUGGAGCCACGUGGGACACGACUUUGGUGAAAGAGGUCGCAGGUGCAAUUGGCCGUGAAUACCGUGGAAAGGGUGCGAAUGUUAUUCUGGGCCCAAGUGUCCAGGUGCAAAGAGUGGCUCGGAAUGGUCGAAACUUCGAGUACAUGUCUGGAGAGGAUCCAUAUUUGGGAGCGAAGAUGUCAGAAGCCUAUGUGGUGGGUGUCCAGGGAGAGGGUGUGAUGGCUUGCUUAAAACAUUUUGGCUUCAACGAGCAAGAGACGAAUCGGAACUUUCAGAGCUCUGUGGUGGAUGAAAAAACAGCUUGGGAGCUCUACUAUCCUCCCUUCGAGGCUGGUGUGGCAGCGGGGGCUGCAUCAGUGAUGUGCUCCUACAACCGCGUCAAUGGAACUCAUUCCUGUGCUAACGAAGCGCUCUUACGGCGCGAUUUGAAACAAAAGAUGGGAUUUCGCGGCUUCGUCAUGACCGACUGGUGGGCACUUCACCAUCCAGCAGAUAGUUCAGUUGUUCGAGGCUUGGACAUGGAAAUGCCUGGAGCUGGUGGCGAGACAUAUUUAUACAAAGGCGAUCUACGCACAAUGGAGGAGAGCCAAGCUGGUAACUUUACAGGGUAUGGACUUGGGCUGGAGAAAAGCAAGCUCCAGCGAGAGAUCUACAACGAUCCAGCUUAUCGGAUUCUUUCAGCUGCCUACAAAUUGCAUUUGUUUGACUUGCCCAGCUGUACGCCAGGCCUAGAUUGCGUGGAGCCAAUUUUCUCAAAUCAGCGCAGUCUCGAAGCUGAGAAAUUGGCAAUGCGCUGUGCCUCCGAAUCUGUGGUAUUGCUGAAAAACGAGCCUAGGACCGGGGAGACAAAGGCGCUUCCUUUGCUUCCUUCAAAGGUGAAAAAGCUGGCACUGAUAGGAGAGGCAUGGGUGGCACCAAGUCGCAGCACCAAUGAGCUUGGAAUGAUGGGAGACUACUACAGCGGUGGUGGCUCUGGACACUGCUACAUCCCACCUGAGCUUUUCACCUUGCCCAUUGUGAGCAUGUAUGAACGUGCCAAUAGUCUUGGCAUUGACAUCUCGAGCGCACUGACCAACAACAUCACCGAUGCAAUGAAUGGGAUCAAAGAUGCUGAUGCCAUUGUUGUUCUAGCGGCAACGACGGCAGAGGAAAGUAGAGACCGUGCAUCUUUGCACUUGGACAAUGGAGCAGAUGAUCUCAUUUUUGAACUUGCCAAGCAGGAGAAGCCCGUGAUAGUGCUGACACAGGAGCGCGACCUCUCCCGGGACAGAUGUCUCACAGAUGUGGAGCAGGCCGUGGAUAGGCUGUUGGGCGUGUCUGAAAGCGGUCGAGACUUGUUGCGUCUCCUUGCGAGGGGGAGCCUGAGGACAUGCCCCCAGGAACGGCACCGGCUUCAAAUUCUUGGAGCAGAGCUGACCAAUGAGGCCUUCCGCACAAACCAAGAGGGUCUGCGCGUUGAUUGCCAAAAGGCUGCAGACCAGGCAGAGAAGUUCAAGUGCACUGCCAAGGCUCGAGCUGAGGAUCUUCGCCUUGCCAAGGAGGGCUUCGCUGCCACAGUGACGGCCUUCCGCUCUGCGAAGACUUCCUUCCUGGAAGACAACAAGAUCCUUCAAGUCAAGCGGAAGGCAUUGAAUGGAGCAGAUGAGGAGCUGAAGAUAUGCCAAGCCAAACUUGCGAAGGUGACAGGCUGCAGACAAGAGCUGGAACUUGCUGUGCAGAGGCACAUGCCAGCGAUCAUACAGGGGAGCUCCGAUAUCCAAGCUCACGCGGAAGCUGUUCUUCUUCUCUUGGCACGCGUUCAUUUGGAAGACUCUCUCAAAAACGCCGCCUCAUCUUCGCUGAAGUUGUCACCAGAGAAGCGGGGUGGCUUUGACAAAGCUGUCUUGGAACAGCUUUGUUGCGCCCUCUCCAAGCUCCUGCAGGAAGUUCCACCAGCGGAUGAUGAGCAGCUAGCUGUUCAGGAUGCGGGCAGCACCCAGCGACAGGCAUCUGAAGCUUUUAUUGAGGCAAGGCAAAGACAGUUGCAGAGUGCGCAUUCCCUACAACUGGCAGAGUUGGCUUUGCGGCAAGCCCAGAGUGAUGAGGGCAUGGCCUUUGAGUCUUUGAAUGACGUGCAGCAGGAACUCGCAGCAGCUGAGCUUCAGCUGAAUGCUGCGAGGAGCGUCUUGAAAGACUUUGACGAAGGUCCCAUGACCUCCCUCAAGGUUUUAGAUGGGCUUGGAUUCGUGUCACAAAACGACGGAUGCAAAGCAAAGCAGGACUGGUCAACGAGGUUCAAUGACCCAGCUUCGUGGCCUUGA
This is a messenger RNA of Durusdinium trenchii, 2541 nucleotides long. NCBI's taxonomy places the organism in Eukaryota, Dinophyceae, Suessiales, Symbiodiniaceae. The record is from the annotation of a GenBank genome assembly.